Serinus canaria (Common canary) is the source of this 2563-nucleotide messenger RNA. RefSeq names its product solute carrier family 44 member 1 (gene SLC44A1). The record is from RefSeq and is a predicted model, not a curated record. Gene Ontology annotation, cellular component: plasma membrane. Gene Ontology annotation, molecular function: choline transmembrane transporter activity. Gene Ontology annotation, biological process: transmembrane transport; choline transport. Lineage: Eukaryota; Metazoa; Chordata; Aves; Passeriformes; Fringillidae.
CCCCGAGCUGGGGGGAGGAGGAUGAGGGGUAGACGCGGUGGCGCUUGUGGUGCAGCUGCGCUUGUCUGACCGGGCCCCGCGGUCCCCGCCGCUUCCUCCGCGCCGCCCUCCGUACACUCCGCGCCGCGCCGCCCUCCGUGCGCCCCGCGCCGCGCCGCCGCCCGGGGCGGGGGUGUCGCGGAGAGUGGAUGUCUUGUGGGCACCCACGGGGCAGAGACCAGCGGACGCCAUGGGCUGCUGCAGCUCUGCCGCGCAGAGUUCCAAGAGAGAGUGGAAGCCUCUGGAAGACCACAGCUGCACAGAUGUACCAUGGCUGCUCUUAUUCAUCCUAUUCUGCAUAGGAAUGGGUUUUAUCUGUGGCUUUUCGAUAGCUACAGGAGCAGCUGCAAGACUGCUUUCGGGGUAUGACAGCUAUGGAAAUAUUUGUGGACAGAAAAAUGUCAAGGUGGAGGGAAUAGUCAACAGUGGUCUGGACCUCACGCAUAAGAAGUAUGUAUUCUUCUUGGAUCCAUGCAACAUUGAUCUAGUACAUCAGAAGAUUAAGUCUAUUGCCUUGUGUGUAUCAGCUUGCCCAAGGAAAGAACUGAAAAGUCUGGCUGAUAUACAGAAAUUUGCAGAAACUAAUGGAUCCACUCUAUGUAGCUACGAACUACAGCCAUCAGAAUAUACAACAGACCCAAGGGCUGCCAAGUUAUGUCCUAAAUAUCCUGUUCCAGAGAGUGCACCUAUUCCAUUCUUCCAUCGCUGUGCUCCUGUGAACAUUUCCUGCUAUGCCAAGUUUGCAGAGGCCCUGAUCACCUUUGUCAGUGACAGUAGUGUCUUACACAGGCUGAUUAGUGGAGUUAUGACCAGCAAAGAGAUUAUAAUGGGACUUUGCUUGUUAUCACUAGUGUUGUCCAUGAUUUUGAUGGUUAUAAUAAGGUACAUUUCAAGAGUACUUGUCUGGAUUUUAACGAUUCUUGUCAUUCUGGGAUCGCUCGGUGGUACAGGAGUCCUGUGGUGGCUCUAUGCUAAACAACGAAUGUCUGCUGGUGCUCUUGAGACCCAAAUAGCCAAAGACAAUCUUCAGGCUCUCUUGAUCUAUGCCAUUGCAGCUACAGUCUUCACGGUUAUCUUGUUCUUGAUCAUGUUAAUUAUGCAAAGAGUAGCUCUCACCAUUGCCUUGUUCCACGUGGCUGGCAAGGUCUUCAUUCACCUGCCGCUGUUAGUCUUCCAGCCAUUUUGGACAUUCUUUGUGCUUAUCCUCUUCUGGACAUACUGGAUCACAGUGCUGCUUUUUCUUGGUACUACAGGUAGUCCUGUCCCAAAUGAGGAAGGAUUUGUUGAAUUUCGGAUGGUAGGUCCUUUGAAAUACAUGUGGUGGUACCAUGUAGUAGGACUCAUCUGGAUCAGCGAGUUUAUCCUAGCCUGUCAGCAGAUGACAGUAGCAGGGGCUGUUGUAACAUACUAUUUUACAAGGGAGAAAAGAAAUCUGCCAUUUACUCCUAUUCUGGCAUCUGUUAAUCGCCUUGUUUGUUACCACCUAGGAACAGUAGCAAAGGGGUCUUUCAUUAUCACACUAGUGAAGAUACCACGAAUGAUUCUUAUGUAUAUUCACACACAACUCAAAGGAAAGGAAAACGCUUGUGCUCGCUGUAUGCUUAAAGCCUGCAUUUGCUGCCUUUGGUGUCUAGAAAAGUGCCUGACAUAUUUAAAUCAGAAUGCAUAUACAGCCACAGCUAUCAACAGCACAAAUUUCUGCACCUCAGCAAAGGAUGCCUUUGUUAUCCUAGUGGAAAACGCUUUGCGAGUGGCUGCCAUAAACACAGUUGGGGAUUUUAUGCUGUUUUUAGGAAAGGUCCUGAUUGUCUGCAGCACAGGUUUGGCCGGCAUUAUGUUGCUGAAUUACCAACGAGAUUACACCAUCUGGGUGCUACCACUCAUCAUUGUCUGCCUCUUUGCAUUCCUGGUUGCUCACUGCUUCCUUUCCAUUUAUGAAAUGGUUGUUGAUGUCCUUUUCUUAUGUUUUGCCAUCGAUACAAAAUACAAUGAUGGGAGCCCUGGCAGGGAAUUCUACAUGGAUAAAGUUCUCAUGGAGUUUGUGGAGAAUAGUAAGAAAUCUAUGAAAGAAGCUGGCCGGGGAGGUGGAGCUGAGGGCAGAGAGCUAAAACCAAUGGGCAAUCAAACCCCUGGACUGGCUUAGUGAUUUACAUUGAAUCAAGACCAACUAACAAGUGCUCCUUUUUCCAGUGGAAUGCCACCUCCUUUGAGAAUGGGAAAAGUAAAUGUGACACUGUUCAUUGUUGUCUUGAGAACUUAAAAUAUUUUAUACUGCAAGCUGUGAAUGCAGGAAGAGAAAAGAAAUUAACAGUGCUGAUCUAAUCUUAGAUUUUCUGUGUAAACUGACAUUGUGCCAGGAUACUGAUGCAAAACUGUAUUUUAGUCUAAGAAAUGUAUAGAUUUUUUAAUGUAUCAAAAUAAAGUUUUCCUUUUAAGUAAGAAAGAAAUUUCUGUAUCUUCCAUGUGGUGUGUGUAAGCCCUGCUCUUACUCAAUGCAAUACAAUCUCAUGUUCCUGAGAAGCAA